CUCACUACCUGAGGAAAAGCCACAUCAAGGGCACUGGAGUCACACAGAGAACACAAGCCUGAGAGGAGAAGAAUUUCACCGACUCACUGACACAAAGUCACAGCUCUGUUCUGGCUGAGUGGAUUAUACUGAUUCUGGUCUCACAGAAGGAUUAAUCAGAGAUGGCUGAGGCGCAUCAGGCGGUGGGCUUCCAGUUCACCGUGCGCCCAGAUGGUGUGGACCUUAAACUGAGUCAAGAGGUCAUCAAAAACAUCUACCUGUCAGGAGUGACAGCAUGGAAGAAGAAAGCCAUUCAAUUCAAGAAUGGCAUUCUGGCCGGUGUGUACCCUGCCAGUCCGUCCAGCUGGCUGAUAGUUGUGAUUGCCAUGAUGAGUUCCCUGUACAUCCGUGUCGACCCCUCUCUAGGAAUGAUUGACGCAAUCAAGGAAAACCUACCACACAGAGACUAUUUGUCAGCGCAGACCCGAGCGGUGCUGAGUGCCAUCCUGUUUGCCACUGGACUGUGGCUGUCCCUCAUCUACCUCCUGAGAUACACUCUCAAGGCCCUCCUCUCCUACCAUGGAUGGAUCUUUGAAUCCCAUGGAAAAAUGAGCACGUCAACUAAACUGUGGCUGAGCCUGGUGAAGAUGUUCUCCGGGCGCAGACCGCUGCUCUACAGUUUCCAGGCCUCCUUACCGCGCCUCCCUGUGCCCAGUGUGGAUGAUACAAUUCACAGGUACCUCGAGUCAGUCCGUCCUCUGCUGGACACUAAGCAGUACAACCAAAUGGAGAUUUUGGCCAAUGACUUUAAAGAGUCCAAAGCAGCCCAGCUACAGAGAUACCUGAUCUUAAAAUCCUGGUGGGCAACAAAUUAUGUGAGUGACUGGUGGGAGGAGUACAUCUACCUGAGGAGCAGGAGUCCUAUCAUGGUGAACAGUAACUUCUAUAUAAUGGACCUCUUGUACAUGACCCCAACACACCGACAGGCUGCACGGGCAGGGAAUGUGGUCCACGCCAUGCUGCAGUACAGGCGCAAGCUGGAACGCGGUGAACAUGCACCGCUGAGGGCUUUGGGGACCGUUCCUAUGUGCUCCACUCAGAUGGAGAGGAUGUUUAACACCACCCGCAUCCCUGGGAUUGAAACAGAUAUCGUGCAGCACCUGACUGACAGGAAGCACCUGCUUGUCUACCACAAGGGCCGUUUCUUCCAAGUGUGGCUGUACACCGGAGGCCGCCACCUAUUACCCAGUGAACUCGAGACACAGUUUCAGAGGAUCCUCAAUGACACAUCCGAACCACAGCCAGGAGAACUCAAAUUAGCUGCCCUGACUGCAGGAAGCAGAGUUCCAUGGGCUCGGGCUCGGAUUAAAUAUUUCGGCCAGGGGGUAAACAAAGCGUCCCUGGAUGCCAUUGAGUCAGCUGCCUUCUUCCUGACUCUGGAUGACGAGCCGCAGGGUUACGACCCUGCAAAGACCCGUUCGCUUGACAGUUACGCCAAGUCCCUGCUUCAUGGAAAAUGUUAUGACAGGUGGUUUGACAAGUCUUUUAACUUGAUCUCUUAUCCAAAUGGAAAAAUGGGCAUAAACGCUGAACAUUCUUGGGCGGAUGCACCGAUCGUAGGACAUAUGUGGGAGUAUGUCCUUGCAACAGACUGCUUCCAUCUUGGCUAUACGGAGGAGGGACACUGUAAAGGGGAUGUGAACAAAGGCUUACCUUGUCCCACUCGACUGCAGUGGCAGAUUCCAGCAGAGUGCCAAGACGCCAUAGAGAAAUCAUACUUAUCAGCCAAGCAGAUAGCUGAUGACGUGGACUUCCAUGGCUGCCUGUUUACCGAGUUUGGGAAAGGACUGAUCAAGAAGUGCCGGACCAGCCCCGAUGCCUUUAUUCAGCUGGCGCUGCAGCUGGCACAGUUCAGGGACCAGGGAGUGUUCUGUCUGACGUACGAGUCAUCGAUGACUCGUAUGUUCAGAGACGGACGGACGGAGACGGUGCGCUCCUGCACGUCUGAGGCCGUGGCCUUCGUCAGAGCCAUGGAGGACACAGGUGCAACAAAUGUACAGAGACUUGCCCUGUUCAGAAAGGCAGCCGAUAAGCACCAAAACAUGUAUCGUCUGGCCAUGACUGGUUCUGGUAUUGACCGCCACCUGUUCUGUCUCUACAUUGUGUCCAAAUACCUUGGUGUUGACUCGCCAUUUCUCAAGAAGGUGCUUUCAGAGCCCUGGAAGUUGUCCACCAGCCAGACUCCACAGCAGCAGCUCAAUUUAGUUGACAUCAACAAAUUCCCUAAAUAUGUGGGUGCUGGUGGUGGAUUUGGACCAGUGGCUGAUGACGGUUAUGGUGUGUCUUAUAUAAUUGUUGGGGAGAACCUCAUCACAUUCCACAUCUCCUGCAAGUUCUCCUGCCCCGACACAGACUCAUACCGGUUUGGUCAGCACAUCUGGAAGGCCAUGGUUGAUAUCCAGGCCCUUUUCAAGCUUGAAAACAAUAAGAAGAUUGUGGAGCAUCUGGAAAAUGGGAAAAAGCACAUAUAACGGACACUGUGCUGCAGUUGACUCACAGGAGAAACCUAUGAGUGUCUUUGCCAUGCUUCUGGUGACAGGCUGCACUUCUGAUCUUUUUUUUUUUGCUAUUCUGGUCACAUUCUAGGAGCUGGUCAUUCCACUCUGUCAGACAGAAGGACUAGUUGUUACUCCUCUAAUUUAUUUCUAUUUAUACACUAUUAUACUUUUCAGAACUGUGUUGUUUUGGUGCCGAGGGAAAGAUGUGAUCUGUAUUAUCAGCAAAACGCUGAAACUUAUCAUCAGUUUAUGCCAAAGACUGUAUACAAACACAAUAUAAUACAUCAAAAAUAUUUAUAUAUGGUCUGUGGUUUGUGCAUAAGAAGGUUGUAAAUAAUCUGCUUAAAAGAAUUUAGUACUAUGUUUGAAGAUAUAAAUCCUUUGUUACUUGAUGAGCUUGCUGUACCUGUUAAGGUGUUUGUCAUUUUUUGAUUAACACAUUAAAGCUCACCAUGAGUGCUUUUUGUGCAAUAUAUGUAGAAAUGCAAAUCAUUGGAAAUCAAAGGGAGAUAAUAUAUAUUUAAAAAACAAACAAACAAACAAAAAAACAAUAUCUUGAGGAUUCCCCACUUGAUUACUUGCAUUAGGGUAAUUUUUUUGUAUAUUUUAUGUUAAACUAUGCAAAUAUGGCUCAUGUCUAAUCAGGGUUCUCACUCUUUUCCAGGACAUUUUCAGUGACGAUCUAUCUGGCACCCAUAAACUAAUAUAUUCCUUAAUUAAUCAAUUCAUGACCCCAAUACUUUUUUUCUCUUGUUAAUGACGGUGUGUUAUCCACGAUUGUCUGGACAUCAAUAACUGAAUAGCACGAACACCAGUAACACAAGGGUUGCUGGGAGUUUUGCUUUCAUCAAGAGCAAUAGGAAAUCUACAAAAACAGAAAAACGACAAGUCACUUAAAAUGAACAACUCGCUGAGAAAAAUCUACAUUUUUAUAAUACUACACAGUAAACUACUAAUUCCAUACUGUAUUGUGUAGUUUUGGGUAGUUUAAAUCAUGUUUCAGGACAUCACAAGAUUUUCCAGGACAUUCUGCUUGUUCUCUCAUUUUUCAUGUGUUUUCCAUGACUGUGAAACUGAUUUGAAUAAAUCAAUUAACAGAAAUCGGAA
Acanthopagrus latus (yellowfin seabream) is the source of this 3644-nucleotide messenger RNA. RefSeq names its product carnitine palmitoyltransferase 1B (muscle) (gene cpt1b). Gene Ontology annotation, cellular component: mitochondrion. The record is from RefSeq and is a predicted model, not a curated record. Bases 162 to 2510 code for a protein of 782 amino acids. Gene Ontology annotation, molecular function: carnitine O-palmitoyltransferase activity. NCBI's taxonomy places the organism in Eukaryota, Metazoa, Chordata, Actinopteri, Spariformes, Sparidae. Gene Ontology annotation, biological process: fatty acid metabolic process; carnitine metabolic process. The transcript has 19 exons.